This is a messenger RNA of Lachnellula hyalina, 804 nucleotides long. Its product is annotated as Quinone oxidoreductase-like protein 2-like. The record is from RefSeq and is a predicted model, not a curated record. The transcript has 2 exons. Gene Ontology annotation, cellular component: mitochondrion. The coding region runs from base 1 to 804 and encodes 267 amino acids. NCBI's taxonomy places the organism in Eukaryota, Fungi, Ascomycota, Leotiomycetes, Helotiales, Lachnaceae. Gene Ontology annotation, molecular function: oxidoreductase activity; zinc ion binding.
AUGCCCAUCCACGCCUCGGCAACAAAUUUCUUCGACCUCCUCCAAAUCCGCGGCAAAUACCAAAACCAACCCCCCCUCCCCUGGAUCUCCGGCUCCGAAUUCGCAGGCACAGUUCUCUCGACCCCUUCCUCCAUCCCCUCUCCCAAAUUCCAAAUCGGCGACCGCGUAUUCGGCGCCGCUCAGGGCGGAUAUGCCACGAAAGUCGCGGCGCGCGAAGACACGCUGAGACCUGUGCCCAAGGGCUGGAGUUUCUUCGAAGCCGCAGGUCUCUUCGUAACGGCGCCGACGAGCUACGGGGCCCUGGUCACGCGCGCGGGCGUCAAGAAGGGCGAUGUCGUGUUAGUGCAUGCAGCGGCUGGGGGCGUGGGGUUGGCAGCUGUGCAGAUCGCCAAAGCGUUUGGUGCGACUGUCAUUGCGACGGCGGGGACGGCGCAUAAGCUGUCGGUGGCGAAGAGCUUUGGUGCGGAUCAUGGCGUGGAUUAUAAUAAUGCGAAUUGGGCGGACGAAGUCAAGAAACUGACGCCUAAGGGGCGGGGUGUGGAUAUUGUGUUUGAUCCGGUGGGGAUGGUUGAUAAGAGCACGAAGUGUAUUCGCUGGAAUGGUAGGAUACUGGUGAUUGGGUUUGCGGCGGGGAAUAUCGAGAAGGUGGCUAUGAAUAAGGUGUUGUUGAAGAAUAUUAGUCUUGUGGGGUUGCAUUGGGGGGCGUAUACUGUGCAUGAGCCGGAGAAGAUUGGGGAGGUUUGGGAGGGGAUUUUCAAGCUGAUUGAGGAGGGCAAGUUUAGGGGGGACUGUGUUUACGGAUAA